CCGGGCAUGUACCUCUGCGUCCUCGCGUUCUCUCCGCCCGGGGCACCUGUGUUGGGAAAUAUGUAAGCCACCACACAAUCACGGCCUCAGACCUGCAACACACUAUUGGCUCACGGGAGAGUUUUACCUGCGUGUGGGAGUGCCCACCGUCAGCUUUCCCUUCCUCUUCUUCGUCUCGGGACAGUCCGGCGAACAAUCCAAGUGGGAAUUGAAUCAGCAUUCCCAGGACUCCUAUCAUGGAGCCGAUCACUUCGUGGAGCUCAGAGAGAGUGAGCGAGUGGCUCAAAGGUCUGGAGGCCCCCCUGCAGCAGUACCCGUUCUCUGAGUGGCAUCUGUCGGGGAUUGACCUGCUGCAGUUGACCUCCCAGGAGCUGGAGACACUCGGGGUUACCAAGAUCGGACACCAGGAGCUCAUCCUAGAGGCCGUGGAGAAGCUCUGCGCACUGAUUUACGGCCUGGGAGGAGAGAGUCUGCGCAGCCUGACGGAGAAGCUGCGUGGCGUAGCGCACCACCUGCAGAUGAACAUCCAGAGUCGCUGGAGCCUGCGCUCCUACAACAGCCACAGCGCCUCCAAGCUGCCCGCGAGGGAACUGCAGGAGGUGCUGGACCUCAUCACCACAGCCAAGGGCCUCUUCUCCCUGCUCAACAGGUACCAGUUCUCCCAGCUCUGCGGAUUCACUGCCAGCAAGAACAUCAUCACGCUAUGCAGGGACCUGGGCACCACCGUGCAAAAGGACAUCACUAUCUAUGAGAAGGAGAAGGACAUCAUCUCCAUAUGUCGGCAGCUGGUGGCGGUGUGUGACGAGAUCCUGACUGGCAGCCCCGACGCCCUGCUCUCACACACGACCCGGCUCGAGAGUGUGGACCUGGUGCCCUCUGACCCAGGAGACCAACUGGGAGUAGAGAUCAUCUCCACUGGCUCCAGUAAUCAUUAUGUCACAGGCUCAGUAGCAAAGUCUGCUGCUGAGUUCUGUGAGAAGAUCCUGGCUGGAGAUGAGGUGGUGCAGGUGAACGACCAGAUCGUGGUGGGCUGGAGUCGGGGCCUGCUGAAGAAACUUCAGGAGAACCCCCAAAAGGAGAGGAAGACGAGGAGAGGAGACACUCCAUCUUUGAGCGAAGUCGCUUGCCUCAGUCAGGUCAAGCUGUCCUUCAGGUCUGCCGUCAGUGGGCCUGAGGCCCGGCAGCUGAUGGGUCAAGAGGAGCCGGAGUUCCCUAGCGACAGCGGUGUGGACGACAGAGGAACUAACACUUCACACCACAACCACAGGGGUGCAGAGAGUGAGGAGCUGGAUCGGUCUAGGUCAAGCUUAGGACUGGAGCUAGAGGUGCCAGUGGGCCGCAGGUCCCCCUCACCCUGCCCUUCACCAAGGGCUCUGGAGCUGGCACGAAGCAGCGUCAGCUCCUGCCCCGAGAUGGGAGGACACAGGGAAGAAACCAAGAAGAGCUCUACAAAAGGUAAGACCACGGCGAUGAGUCGUCGGCGAGUGUCGUGCCGGGAGCUAGGUCGCCCCGACUGCGACGGCUGGCUGUGGAAGAAGCGCAAGGAGACGAGCAUGUUCAUGACCCAGAAGUGGCAGCGGUUCUGGUUCGUGCUCAAGGGAACCACACUCUACUGGUACAACAGCCAACAGGAAGAGAAAGCAGAAGGCCUGGUCCAGAUUGGCAGCUACAGUAUUGAAAGUGCUGGAGAACACAAGAGGAAGUAUGUCUUCAAAAUGUGCCACCAGCGUUUCCACAAUUUCUUCUUCGCCGCAGACAACGUGAACGAGAUGAGCAAGUGGAUCAACAGUCUGAUCACCGCUAUCCAGAAAUACAAGAAGCUCCGCAAGGACCCGCCAGACAGCGAAGAAGAGUGCUACAGUGAGACGGAAUCUGAGGACGAGGGCUCUGGGUCACCGCUAUCUCACAAGAAAAAACAUUACACAAAGACUCAGUCGAACACUUUGCCCCGCACCAAGGCCAGGAAGACCAGGACCUCCACAGAAGGAACAGUCCCUGCCACCGGGGGCAGCAAAGGAGGAGGUGAAGAUGAGAUGGGCGUUCUUUUCCAUCAACUGAAAGAGGGGGGAGUCUCACUGAUAGGCCAGGCCCAGCCGCUCACGCAUGAUCACUUCCGCAAGUCCUUCAUCCGACGCAACAAGAACCCCGUCAUCAACGAGAAGGCUCACCACCUACGCACACUACACAGCACCCUCAAGGCGAAGGAGGCGGAGCUGCAGCUCCUCAACAAGAUUCUGGACGACUCGGACCUGACGGUGGAGAAGUUCCGAGAGUGGAAGCAGUGCAAUGAGGAUCUCAUCCUUGAGAUCGACCGGCUAGCGGCCGAGAAGGAGAAAGAGAAAGAGCACGCCACGGGCCGCCGGACGAGACAGCGGAGGGGUCAGAUCCCCAAGGUGACCGCAGCGAGGUGGAGACGCAGGGUGGCAACAGCGUCGGCGUUAGCGAUGGUCAUGGAGGAGCGUUCGGACUGCGUCUGAGCCUCGGAGAAGACCUGGUGGACGCGGAGCUGCCUGAGGUGUUGGACACGACAACAACGACCACGGCCUCGGACAUCUCCCAGAUGGAGCUGUCCGGCGACCCUCUUAAUCUGAGCUCGGCCAGCGCCUCCGACAACUACUUCUACAUCUGAUGACCACCAGAAACGUCUCUAAAACUGUAACACUUCUAGAUCUGACGACCGCAAGAAACGUCCCUGUAAAAACUAAAAAAGCGUCCCUGUGAUACUUCUGAGGGCCGCUGGAAGCGUCCUUGUAAAACUAAGAUGGUCUCCAUGAGUGGUCGAGGUGUGCAUACCUGUAAAACUGCAACUGGUGCGCUACAACUGAGAUUGUUCCCACGAGGGCUAGAGGUGCCUCUGCAUAUCCACGAGGAAAUCUUCCCACAAUCCCACGUUUUUAAAUGUCCUCAUAAGGCCUCUUUUGAAUC
Alosa alosa (allis shad) is the source of this 2925-nucleotide messenger RNA. RefSeq names its product connector enhancer of kinase suppressor of Ras 1 (gene cnksr1). The record is from RefSeq and is a predicted model, not a curated record. NCBI's taxonomy places the organism in Eukaryota, Metazoa, Chordata, Actinopteri, Clupeiformes, Clupeidae. Gene Ontology annotation, molecular function: protein binding.